Saccharomyces mikatae IFO 1815 is the source of this 780-nucleotide messenger RNA. It is a transcript of the gene MOB2, whose product is annotated as Mob2p. Lineage: Eukaryota; Fungi; Ascomycota; Saccharomycetes; Saccharomycetales; Saccharomycetaceae. The record is from RefSeq and is a predicted model, not a curated record. Gene Ontology annotation, biological process: cell division; signal transduction; positive regulation of protein phosphorylation. Gene Ontology annotation, molecular function: protein kinase activator activity. The transcript has a single exon. Gene Ontology annotation, cellular component: nucleus; cytoplasm. Bases 1 to 780 code for a protein of 259 amino acids.
AUGAAUACCAUUUAUUCGAGUCCGCAUAGUAGCAAUUCCAGGCUAUCGUUAAGAAAUAAACAUCACUCUCCCAAGAGGCAUUCCCAAACAAGUUUUCCCACACAAAAGUCCACACCGCAAUCACAACAAUUAUCAUCUAGUACGCCACAAUCCCAGCAGCAGGAAGCUAAUGAAAGGCCAGAAUCACAACAAAUAAUGUUUUUGAGCGAACCAUUCGUAAGAACUGCUUUAGUGAAGGGUUCAUUCAAAACAAUAGUACAACUGCCCAAAUAUGUGGACCUGGGGGAAUGGAUAGCAUUGAACGUUUUUGAAUUUUUCACGAACUUAAAUCAAUUCUACGGAGUUGUGGCAGAAUAUGUAACGCCUGAUGCCUAUCCAACGAUGAAUGCUGGCCCUCACACAGAUUAUUUAUGGUUGGAUGCGAAUAAUAGACAGGUUUCACUCCCCGCUAGUCAAUACAUAGAUCUAGCACUAACAUGGAUAAAUAACAAAGUCAACGACAAGAACCUUUUCCCGACUAAAAAUGGACUGCCAUUCCCGCAGCAAUUUUCAAGAGAUGUACAGAGAAUCAUGGUACAAAUGUUCAGAAUAUUUGCACAUAUUUAUCACCACCAUUUUGACAAAAUUGUACACCUAUCAUUAGAAGCCCAUUGGAACUCAUUUUUCUCUCAUUUCAUUAGUUUUGCUAAAGAAUUUAAAAUCAUCGACAGGAAGGAAAUGACUCCACUGCUACCGUUAAUUGAAAGUUUUGAAAAACAGGGCAAAAUCAUAUAUAAUUAG